AUGGUGCACUCCAAAGUUGUUAUUAUCGGCUCCGGCCCCGGCGCCCACACUGCCGCCAUCUACCUCUCGCGUGCUGAACUCCAGCCCGUCUUGUACGAGGGCAUGCUCGCCAAUGGCACUGCUGCCGGUGGCCAGCUUACUACUACUACCGAUGUCGAGAACUUCCCCGGUUUCCCCGGCGGCGUGGGUGGCGCCGAGCUGAUGGAGAACAUGCGCAAACAGUCUGAGCGUUUCGGCACCGAGAUCAUCACCGAGACCAUCUCGAAGCUGGACCUGUCUCAGCGGCCCUUCAAGAUGUGGACUGAGUGGAACGACGCCGAGGGUAGCGCGCCUGCUCGCACCGCCGAUGCCGUUAUCAUCGCCACCGGUGCCAACGCCCGCCGCCUGGACCUGCCCGGCGAGGAAAAGUACUGGCAAAAUGGAAUCAGCGCCUGCGCUGUCUGUGAUGGUGCUGUGCCCAUUUUCCGCAACAAGCCUCUGUACGUGAUUGGUGGUGGUGACUCUGCCGCCGAAGAGGCCAUGUUCCUGGCCAAGUACGGUAGCAAUGUCACCGUUCUUGUUCGCCGUGAUGUUCUGCGUGCUUCCAAGGUUAUGGCCGAUCGCCUGCUUGCUCACCCCAAGUGCAAUGUUCGCUUCAACACCGUCGCCACUGAGGUCAUUGGCGAGAACAAGCCUAAUGGCCUGAUGACCCACCUCCGUGUCAAGAACACUAUCAGCGGCGAGGAGGAGAUUGUUGAUGCCAACGGUCUGUUCUACGCUGUUGGCCACGAUCCUGCCAAUGCUCUUGUUAAGGGACAGGUCAACCUUGAUGAGGAUGGCUAUAUCAUCACGAAGCCUGGCACCAGCUACACUAGCGUUGAGGGUGUCUUCGCCUGCGGUGAUGUUCAGGACAAGCGCUAUCGCCAGGCUAUUACCAGCGCCGGCUCUGGCUGCAUGGCUGCCCUGGAUGCUGAGAAGUUCAUUGCUGAGGGACCCGCCGAGACCAACGGCGAGGCAAAGUCCAAUGCUCAGCUGUAA
Molecule: messenger RNA, 1017 nt
Organism: Penicillium macrosclerotiorum
Lineage: Eukaryota; Fungi; Ascomycota; Eurotiomycetes; Eurotiales; Aspergillaceae
Gene: trr1
Product: thioredoxin-disulfide reductase TRR1
Exons: 3
Coding region: 1-1017 (338 amino acids)
Biological process (GO): removal of superoxide radicals
Cellular component (GO): cytoplasm
Molecular function (GO): thioredoxin-disulfide reductase (NADPH) activity
Source: RefSeq, a predicted model, not a curated record